CUGGAAACUCUUCUUCAUUGCCUACUGGAAGUUCUAUGUAUUGAUCCAUUUACCCUGUCACACACUACAAGGCUUACCUCAUGGAUUUGUAUCUGGUUGGAUAUUUGAUGUGUGUGUGGUUGUCCAGCUCACGGGUGCUUGGAGGCUAUCCCAUCUGGUGGUCCCUGGCCCUUGGGCAGCAGUACUCAUCUCUGGGCUCACAACCCAUCUUAUGUGGCUCCAUCCCAGGUCUGGUGCCCAAGCAGCUGCGUUUCUGUCGCAACUACAUCGAGAUCAUGCCAAGUGUUGCUGAAGGUGUCAAGCUGGGGAUCCAGGAAUGCCAGCACCAGUUCAGGGGGCGCCGAUGGAACUGUACGACCAUCAAGGACAACCUUGCCAUCUUUGGCCCUGUUUUAGACAAAGCAACCAGGGAGUCGGCGUUUGUCCACGCCAUAGCCUCGGCAGGCGUCGCAUUCGCGGUGACACGGUCCUGCGCUGAGGGCACGUCCACGAUGUGCGGCUGUGACUCCCACCACAAGGGGCCUCCUGGGGAGGGCUGGAAGUGGGGCGGCUGCAGUGAGGAUGCAGAGUUCGGGGUGCUGGUGUCCAGGGAGUUCGCAGACGCCAGGGAGAACCGACCAGAUGCUCGCUCUGCGAUGAACCGGCACAACAACGAAGCAGGACGCACGACCAUCCUCGACCACAUGCACCUGCGCUGCAAAUGUCACGGUCUGUCAGGAAGCUGUGAGGUGAAAACCUGUUGGUGGGCGCAGCCGGACUUCCGCAUGCUGGGCGACUACCUGAAGGACAAGUACGACAGCGCCUCAGAGAUGGUGGUGGAGAAGCACCGGGAGUCCCGGGGCUGGGUGGAGACGCUGCGGGUCAAGUACGCCUUCUUCAAGCACCCCACCGAGCGCGACCUCGUCUACUACGAAGGCUCGCCCAAUUUCUGCGAGCCCAAUCAGGAGACGGGCUCGUUCGGGACGCGCGACCGGGUCUGCAACGUGUCGUCGCACGGCAUCGAGGGCUGUGACCUGCUGUGCUGCGGCCGGGGCCACAACACUCGGACUGAGAAGCGCAAGGAGAAGUGCCACUGCAUCUUCCACUGGUGCUGCUACGUCAGCUGUCAGGAGUGCGUGCGAGUGUACGACGUGCACACGUGCAAGUGAGAGAGCGAGAGAACGAGAGAGGCCUGUGCUUUCAGACAAACUGACUGCUGCCCAACUCAAGCCCUCAACUCACCGCCACUGUCCUGCUUCUCCACACACAGACACUACAUCCCACACAAACACACUCAGGCCCGUAUGGGUAGUGACUUCUACACCCUUUUAUUGUACAGAAAACAACAAACCCUCCUCCAGUCGUCCAAACCACUACAUUCCGCUUCCGUCGUAUCCGAUCAGAAAGUGUCCGCUCUCGGAUGUUAGAGAUGUGAUUCCAUGUAAUACCGCCCCCCCGUGUCUUUAUUUAUUUCCCUCUCUCCAUGCCACCAACACAGUGCUCGUGGCGUGUACAAUAACAGAUCUUACAUGUGAGAUUAAUGCAGUUAAAAAGGAAAAAAAAACAAAAAAAAAACUUUCAGAC
Solea senegalensis (Senegalese sole) is the source of this 1563-nucleotide messenger RNA. It is a transcript of the gene wnt3, whose product is annotated as wingless-type MMTV integration site family, member 3. The record is from RefSeq and is a predicted model, not a curated record. Gene Ontology annotation, biological process: cell fate commitment; multicellular organism development; canonical Wnt signaling pathway. NCBI's taxonomy places the organism in Eukaryota, Metazoa, Chordata, Actinopteri, Pleuronectiformes, Soleidae. Bases 81 to 1148 code for a protein of 355 amino acids. Gene Ontology annotation, molecular function: frizzled binding; cytokine activity. The transcript is spliced from 4 exons. Gene Ontology annotation, cellular component: extracellular region.